GCAGAAAUUAAAAAUGGCGGCCAGUCGGAAAGUUGUGUUUAAAAACUUUAUUUGAAUCCUUUAAUCCUUUGCGCUUUUAAUAUGAUGGAUUUACCAAAGGAAAAUGCAAGCUACAAGCUAAAAGAGUACUGGGACACGCGUUUUUUAAAAGAAGAAACAUUUGAGUGGUGCAAAAGCUAUGGUGAUUUUAAAGAUUUGCUAUGCAAGCACGUGGGAAAAAGCGAUCGCAUAUUGAUGUUAGGAUGUGGUAACAGUAUGCUCAGCGAAGAUAUGUAUAAUGAUGGAUAUAGGAAUAUUGUCAAUAUCGACUUUUCGUCAAUAGUUAUAAAUAAUAUGAAGAGGAAAUGCCAAGGCUUGGUUGACAUGGAGUGGAUUGUAAUGGACAUCACAAACAUGUCCUUUGCUCCACGUUCAUUUGAUGUUGUUGUUGAGAAGGCAACACUUGAUGCUCUUCUGGUGGAAGAAAAGGAUGUUUGGAAUCCAUCGGAGGGCACAAGGAAUACUAUGGAUUGUGUUUUGUCUCAGGUGAGGAGUUAUAACUCCUGCACAGCUUUUGAAAAUUUAAGCUUAAAUUUAAUUUUGUAUUGGACUGGACUAGAAAAACUUGACCCGAAUGGAAGGAUAAUUUGUCAUUGGAGUAACGGAGGAGUGGAAGAGGAAGCGUUUAAAUUAACUUUUAAAAUCUGAUUUUUUUGAAAAUCCCAAUAAGAAUAAUUAUUAAGACUAAUUAUUAGUCUGGAUUGGCAGAAUACCCGACUCACUCAAUAUCUAAUUUUAACAAAUCUGCUCCCACAGUCCGCAGUUGUCUGAUUUGCAAAAAAAUAUUCUGACAUCGACUGCGGGAGUGCGGAACUGCAGGAGCACUAGUAUACCGUGUCCUAUAAGCACACUAGUUACUUGACAUUGACUGCAGGAGUGUGGACUGGGGGAGCACUAGUUGUAUACCCUCUUAAUAUUAACUUAAUUCUCAGGGACUGUGGGAGUGCGGGACUGCAGAAGCGUUUUACUCACUUACAUUUUAGCAUUCAUUGACUACUGAACUGUGACACUGCGGGCCCAGCAUAAUGGACCAUGGCUGUGGGACUGGGGGAUUGAAUAAGAUAUUUUGUGGGUCGGGUAUUAGACGUAAUCGCUACUGCAAUUUUUAUCUGUCCUUUCUUCCGUGAUACGGAUGAUACAAAUGGUCAUCUUGGCCAGACAUUGUCCCUUCUCCAGCUGUUAUUUUGAGCCCACAACAGUAUGAAAAUUUAAACUGCAAUUUUCAGGGAGGUGUACGCUGAAAGAAGUACAUUUUUCUCAGGUGUUGAUUAUAGUCAUACAGUGUUAUUUUUAUCAGCCACUUUUCUUUAUUCCUUUUAACAGAUUUCCCAAGUUUUAAGACGUGGAGGACGCUUUAUUUCAGUAACAUUUUCACAACCCCAUUUCAGGAAGCCUUUCCUGGCCAAGUCACACUAUGGUUGGUCAAUUUCUAUGCAGACAUUUGGUGACUCCUUUCAUUACUUUUUCUAUGCCAUGAAAAAGGGUGAAGAAAUGAGUGAAGAUGAUAAAAAACUGGAAAUAAGUGUGAGGGAUAAAUUCAACCCUAACAAGCAGGAGAGGAGCAGUUUUGUUCAUGAACUACCAGAGGACAAAGAGAACUUUUUAUUGAACAUAGCAUUAUAGCACUUGAGGAUUUAAACACCAUUGCUACAUUCCAGGGAAAAUCUUAUUUUUGUGAAGGCUGUUAGCCUCCAAAGCAGGUGUUUUCUUUGGGCGCACGAAUGUUUUUGUCGCAAAAGUGCCAUGUUAAAACUCCAAAAGAGAGGAUGAAAUGGGGCGAGUGAAAGGAAGCAGGGGAGGGGGCGGGGAGAGAGAGGGAGAGUUGAGAGUAUUUUUUUCUCUCCCCUCCCCCUCUCCUUCUUUCACCCUAGCACCUACUCUGAGGGUUGCUCUCCCCAAUCUUCCUUUAGAGAGAGA
This is a messenger RNA of Porites evermanni, 1956 nucleotides long. Lineage: Eukaryota; Metazoa; Cnidaria; Anthozoa; Scleractinia; Poritidae. The record is from the annotation of a GenBank genome assembly.